Molecule: messenger RNA, 1716 nt
Organism: Trichoderma citrinoviride
Lineage: Eukaryota; Fungi; Ascomycota; Sordariomycetes; Hypocreales; Hypocreaceae
Exons: 1
Coding region: 1-1716 (571 amino acids)
Biological process (GO): FMN biosynthetic process; riboflavin biosynthetic process
Cellular component (GO): mitochondrion
Molecular function (GO): riboflavin kinase activity
Source: RefSeq, a predicted model, not a curated record
AUGGACUAUGAGAAUCUGCCUCCUCCGCCGCCUUAUCCGGGCCUCCCCGUUUCCCAGCCUCCGGAAUUGCCCCUCCGACGCGCCCAAAGCUCGUCCGCACUGCCCAUCGGAGGAGGGCCACCGGCCGGCUCCCCUGGUCCGCCAUCACCAGGCUUCUCACCACAUCCCCCACAGGCCGCAACCCUCCCAGUAGAAUCAAAGCAACAAGACUCCAUCUGGAAGUCUGCCCUCGGAGAAGCCCAAUACUUCGCCUCGGGCCUCAUCUCCCAUCCCUCAGAAUCCACCCGCCACUACUCCAUCAUCAGACACACCCGCGCCCUCAUCUGGUACUCCGGCCCCUCCACCUCCGUCUCCAUCACCAUCCUCUCCGACGAGCCCCUCCCUCCCACACGCACCCUCUGGAUGCAGCAAAAGGGCUACUCGGGCAACAUGGGCAUGGCCCUCAAGGCCCUCGCCGGCACGACCUCGUCCUGGAUCAACGUCACGCCCGCGCGCCUCGCCACCGUAAACGACACACCCGAGGCAGACGAGCGCAGCAUCCAGCGCGAUCUCAAGCGCUUCGCAAAGAAGGCUUCAGGGAGACAAAAGAAGCACGUCCCCCGCGAGACGCACAUCGUGCGCAUACCGGCCACUGCAUCAGAUGGGUACUUUCGCCUCGUGCUGUGCGGAGGAAGUGAGGCAGGCAAGAAGGUGCUCUGCGGGAGUCCCAUCUUCAGGGUGGCGAGUACGUCUGCCGAUGUGAGCGUCGUCAGGGGCGCGAGCCUGAGUACCAUGCCACUGGAGAUGGGCGUCAAAGUCGCAAGUACGAUAGGCCAGGCCAUGGCGAACAAGUACAUUGGCGUGGCGAGCGCGGUGGUGAACAGCCAGGUCGGCAGCAUCGUGACGAAUUCGACCGUCAAAAAGGUCAGCACAGUAGCUAUCCAGAGCUACCAAGUUUCCGGCGUGGGAGAUGCCGUCCAGGAGAGCUGGCAGAGGCAAAGAAGCCAGCAGGAGAGAUACGACUCGCUCAUGGUGAAUGUGCCGGUGAUUCACAUGGUUGGUUCAGAGACCGGCCCUGAAGCGCCGUUCCCAGUCAAGUUUGAUGGAAAGGUCGUUCUAGGAACGGGAAGAUCAAUGGCAGAACUGGGGAUACCAACGGCAAAUCUGAGUGGUGUUUCGGAUCAGGUGAAGCUGCGUAUGGGAGGCGUUUUUGCGGCUUGGGCAUGUAUACAAAUACCCAGGGACAACAACGGCGAGUCAAACGCAGUGGUGGAUGACAUGCUGCCUACAGACUGGGUCGAAGCUGUCGUCACUAUAGCACCGUCCAGGCACGCUCCCCCUUCCGUCGCCAUGAAGAACAGCGUCACAGUCCACAUCAUCCACGACUUUGAAGAAGCACACUUCAUCGACGCCAAACUCAAGGUCAUCCUCAUGGGCUUCCUCCACCCAGCGGCUCCUCCACACAGUCCGCCAGACCAUCUCGCAGCCGAACACUCCCAAGAUGUGAUGAACACGCUCGCCAGUCUUGGCCGCGCAGCAUGGGGCCCGCACGACACGGUGGCCAUGAUGAAGAGCGUCAAAAGCAGCCGCAGUCUCGGGGAGAGGCUGGAUGACACAACGGGUAAGGUGGUGGCGCAGGUGGACAAGAUUCCGCUGCAUUGGGCGGGCGUAAGGAGUGAGGUUGGGGUUUUGCAGGAUAAGGCGUAUGGGAAUGGGGGGAUGUGGAUUGUGAGGUGA